AUGUCUGGGAUAAAACCUGUGCAUGUCCCCCACAUUCCUAAAGCUCUGUCUGUGAGUUCACCCGAGAAGGGACCUGUACGGGUGCUGUGUCCGUGCCAUCCUUGCCCAUUCCAUCGUCAGGGAUCCCAGGAACCAGGCAUCCCGUUGGCACAGCCCGUCCUGCCGGGGCUGGGACUCGAACCGCGGACUCACCGGGGCCGGGACUCGAACCGGGGUCUCACCGGGGCCGGGAUUCGAACCCGCCUAUCGGUCGAACCGGGACUCGAACCGGGAUAUCACCGCGGCCGGGACUCGAAUCCGCCUAUCGGCGAGCCGGGACUCGAACCUUUGGCCGCGGGGCCCGCGCGGGGCGCGCCGGGGCCGGAAGCGGAGCGCGGUUCCGGGGCGGGCCGUCCUCGCCGCCGCUGGGUCCCGCACGAUGCUCCUCGCCCGCUCCUGCGCGCCGCCGCCGCCGCCGCGCUGCGCCCGCCGCUCCCCGCGCCGCGCCGCCCGCUCAGCUCCGGCCCCCGCGCCCUGCUGCCGCCGCCCGCCGCCGCCGCGCCGGCCCUGGCGCGCUCGCUGUGGCAGCUGGGCGGCGGCGCGGGGCGGACGGCGCUGCUGCGGCCGCGGCGGGGCUCGGCCGGCCGCGUGUCCUGCGGCUGCGGCGGGCUGCACACCGAAGGAGACAAAGCCUUUGCGCAGUUCCUGACGGACGAGAUCCAGGAGGAGAAGAAGAUCCAGAAGCACAAGUCCCUGCCCAAGGUCUCCGGGGGGUGGGAGCUCGACGUCCACGGCACAGAAGCCAAGCUGGUGCGGAAGAUCGCGGGGGAAAAGAUAACGGUUACAUUCAACAUCAAUAACAGCAUCCCACCCUCGGCUGAAGAAGACACACAGGAGCAGCAGAAACCUGAUGAGCAGGAGCCUGAACUUACAUCAACUCCAAACUUUGUAGUGGAAGUAAUAAAAGAUGAUACAAAACAGACCCUUGUGCUAGACUGCCAUUUCCCUGAAGAUGAGAUUGGCCAUGAAGGAGAGGAAGAAAGUGAUAUUUUCACAAUUCGGGAGGUCAGCUUCCAGCCCACUGGAGAAGCUGACUGGAAGGACACCAACUACACCCUCAACACGGAUUCCCUGGACUGGGCUCUCUACGAUCACCUGAUGGAUUUCCUGGCUGACAGAGGAGUGGACAACACCUUUGCUGAUGAGUUAAUAGAGCUCAGCACUGCCCUGGAGCACCAGGAGUACAUCAAAUUCCUUGAAGACCUUAAAAGCUUUGUCAAAUGUCAGUAGGUCAGGCUAGGAAACUCAGCCUCAAGUGUGGGUAUUCCACAGUGCUGCUUCAUCCAGCAAUACCCAAAUAAAUCUUCACAGUGGAUACAGAGAGUAAGUAACUUGGAAGGUGGAGAAGGAGGAUUCUCACUUGGAUUUGGGGAGUUGUAGUGAUGGUGCAGCCCCAAUCAAGUUCUCCAGUGCUACAGGCCGGAGUUGCCUCGCCCUGCAUGGGGCUUUUUGUACAAUUAAGAGUGAAUGUGAAGAAUAAAAACUGUUCAACAUAUCACUGAAAAGGGUGGUUUCUCUUCUUCUUGCUGUACCAGAGCUGCCAUGAAAGUCAUGGCAGAGUUUCUCUGUGCCAGAGCUGCUCACAGUAGUUGUGGCAGUGAUGGUUGAGCACUUCUACUUAAAUCAGUGCCUGCAAUUGCUGUUUAAAGGUUUUGAGUUAGUUAGUUAAUUUAUUUAAGGUUCAUUCAAACUCAAAGCUGAAGUCCAACAUGAGCUGUGAGAUCACUGAUGUAGUAUUAAAGACAACAUCAAGGCCAAAAUAAACUAAAUAUAUUUAUUUCAAAACA
This is a messenger RNA of Camarhynchus parvulus, 1826 nucleotides long. RefSeq names its product complement C1q binding protein (gene C1QBP). Gene Ontology annotation, biological process: cytosolic ribosome assembly. Gene Ontology annotation, cellular component: mitochondrial matrix. The record is from RefSeq and is a predicted model, not a curated record. NCBI's taxonomy places the organism in Eukaryota, Metazoa, Chordata, Aves, Passeriformes, Thraupidae.